GACAAGUCACAAUAAAUUAAUCAUCAUCGAACUGCUCGGCAUGUCCCGAUCAAUGAAGCAUUUGCUUCUUGAUGUGGGCUAUACAAAAGGCCGGUCACUAUAAGCGACAUAUACUCCACGGAGUGAGUAUCUUGCUUGCGCGCAUCGGAGUCGUGCUCACUACUCACCACUCAUCGCGUCGGAGCUUGUACGCCAAGCGUUCAUCCACCUAUGAGCCGACCAACAGCGCUUCACAUAAUAACACAACGACAGCCACGCUGUCGAGUGUGCGCUGUGAGCCAUGAUGGAGCGCCCUGAACCCGGGCUGAUCAAAUGGUCCCCCAAUCCGUCGCAGGAUACCUUUAUUCAUGUCAAUCUACAGCAGCGCUUUGUACAGGCAUAUAAUGCAACUGGUCAUGCGAAUCGUGAUCGAUUCGACUUUAGACGUUUGUACAGACACGAGGAGUACCCUUUCUUCCUCACCACGUAUGAUUGGGCUCCUUCCAUACCUGGCCUUGUGGCCAUGGGAACAGCUCUAGGUCACGUCCAGCUUUUGCGCAUUGAUGACAACGCCAACUCUGUUAUGGAACUGAAGGUCAGAAUGGCCCGUCCUUGUCAUGCGGUCGCCUUCAGUACGGAAAACUUGUUAGCCGUUGGCUUGGACCGUGUGAGAAACGAUCAAUGUCUGCACAUAUGGGACAUCAACCGCGUCUCUACACUGGAUCCAGACGUGGUAGGCUUCCCACUUGACACCUCAGCUUCUCUUGAGCCUUUUCAGCGCCUUGAACCUAGUGUGACUGUUUCAAGCGUCAAGUUCUUCGAAGACAGUCCUCAGACUUUUGCAGUAGGAAUUAAAAAUCAGGGGAUAAGAGUCUACGAUCUUCGAGACCAGCAUGGAUCAGUCAUCAACUACCAGACGAAGCUGAAUAACAAUAUUGCCAUCGACUAUGCCGAUCAGAACUAUUUUGCUUCUACGGCACUAGAUCACGCUGGCGUGGUGGUAUGGGACCGUCGCGCCACCUCCCGUUCGUCGUCGUCACAGGUAUAUCUCGAUGCCGUGGAUAAAGACAACCUCCCUUGGGGUGCUGCUUUAAAAAUUAACAGAGCUGUCGAUCUGGAUCCAGAAGACAACGAUGAGAGAAACUCUUUGAUACGAUCUGUAAGAUUCUGCAGGGACCGCCGCGGACUAUUGGCAGUUCUAUCGCGUACAGGACAACUCAGAGUGGUCGACACUCAGAAAGAGUUCACUAGCCAAGAGGUGGAGCAUGAGGGCAGUCCAGAGCUCUUGCAAGUACGAAGGUCUCAUGAACUUCAUCCUGAUUACUCCAAUAAAGACAAAAGGAACGAUAAGAUCGUUUCCUUCGAUUGGGUCAACCUGGAUUCUCCUGCGCUCACGCCAAGGGUACUGGUUCUCCGCCAUAGUGGAGAUUUCGACAUUCUUGAAGUACCACAUUACACUACAGAUCAUGUUUACAAGAUGGUUCCAUGGCAGGCACCCUAUCGUGGUUUGAACGAGGGCACCAGCUAUCAUAGUCUUAUGGACUUCGAGAAAUCCCAGACUCCUGUCAUGCUCGGUGCAGCAAUUAUCCAACAGGUCAUCUCUGACAUUCCUCUUUUUGGCGAUCAUAAAGCCGACGUUGAGAGGCUAAUAAUGAGGGCUCUCCAGCCCCGCCAUACGUUUUCGCAAGACCACACAGAAGACACCAUGGCCAUCAGUGGUGAGCUGCCUGACUCGUUCUCGAAAGGAAUCUCAACUGCUCAGAAGCUGCAAGCCUUGCGUGAGUUGUCGAGACAAGCCUCGAAAAGAGCGAUCGUUGGAACAAAACCUGGCCAGUCGCAGGGUCGCCUUGAGGAUUUGACGCAAAGCAUGGAGGAGCUAGCGGCACGGCGAUCAGAGCCGCCUUCCAAUCGCCAGCUACAUGAGCGGCUUCUGUCUCAAAACAUAGAUGCUCGUGGCCUGUCUAAGGAAGGUCAGGCUGUACUGGAUCACAUUCUACUCCUCCGUGCUAAAAAUAGAUACCUUUUUGACCCCACGGUCAACAGAGAUGUCCUCUCGGACGAUCCGUGGCUCAGAGAUGUAUGGGACUGGAUACAUGGUGCCGAGAAUGAUAAUGUCGAGGGCGGUAUGACGGCUGAUGGCUUAGACCUGAGCUACAUGGGUGUCAGUACAAUAUGGGCAAAUGAUCUAGGCAAGGAAAGUGGCACGAGACUUCCCCAAGGAGCAUCAGUUCCUUCACGAUCAAAGUGGGAAUCAGCCCUGAAGUCCAUAAAUCAUAGAUUGGGCUUACCGGAAUACGACGCUGUCGAUUCAGCAUGGCCGGCACAUAGACAAAUAUGCAUCAGAAUAUGUGGUUGGGGAAGAUCUCCUCAGAUGACCUGGGCAGAUUACGAAGCGACUCCAGUAUCGGAACGUGCCCCUUCGUGGCAUACCAUGGCCACUGCUCAUCACCUCUUCGCUGGUGAAACUGACCAAGCAGUUGAGACUUUGAAGAAGGCCAGUGGCGAACACCCGGAGCUAUUAUUCGUAUCACUUGCACUGCAACUAAUUGGGAACGAUCCUGGUCUUGCCAGAGGGCAGUUGGACUUCGACGAUGCGGUUGCCUCUAAGACAGAUCCCUACCUCCGGGCAAUCUCUUCUCUGAUCGCUACUAAUGACUGGGAGACCAUCGCCAACCAAGAAUCACUCCCGCUCAGACAACGGACAUACGUAGCUUUGCGCUACAUGGAUGACGAGAAACUUACCAAGUGGCUUGAUGGAGUGGUCACAAAAUGCAUUUCCACAGGCGACGUUGAGGGCCUAGUGCUCACUGGUAUUACCGACAAGAUGAUCGACAUCUUCGCUACUUAUGUCGAGAAAUUCUUCGAUGUACAAACGGCAACCCUCGUCAUGUCCAUUUGUGCUCCACGUUAUAUUGACGAUUAUCGCUGUCUUGUUUGGCGGAACGCAUACCGAGCGUACUUGCAGCGGCACAAGGCAUACUAUCAACGCACCAAGUUUGAAGUCGAGAGCACCAAGCGAAGCAAACGCGACGGGAUUCCAACGGUCAAGCCGCCCUCACGUCAGAUUGCACUACGCUGCGUCUUCUGUGACGCCGAAUACGAGCUUUCCAAGAUGGGAACCAUGGGCCCAUCCGCCGCCGGUGCUCACAGAAAUCCUCUUAUGGCACCGAAUGUUAAUGCUGGGGUGAGCUGUCCCAACUGUGGACGGCAUCUGCCGAGGUGUGUCGUCUGCUUAGAGGUUGUUGGUAUCCCAAGAAGCGAAAAUCCUGGAGCAGACCCCGAAAAGAGAGCCGCGACGAGAUUUCCAACAUUCUGCUUGAAGUGUGAGCACGUCUUGCAUUUGGAUCACGCAAGGCAGUGGUUUGCGAGACAUGCUGAGUGCCCGGUACCGGAGUGUCGGUGUCGUUGCAAUUUCAGGGCAAAUCCGGAUUUGCACUAUCACUGACGAUGGAUAUAGAUAUGACUUGUGACGUGGCAGCAAAAAGCCAAGCUAAUUACUUCUGCAUGAUCCUGGCCAUACGGAUGACUGCGUAUCAUGGCUUUUGAGUCAGAUUUCUACUUCAACGUUGGGUAAAUCUUGUCUAAUAUGCGGAAGGCUUCAUAGGAGUUGCCUCUAAAUAGCUUGAUAAUAAAUCAAAGUCAACUGUCGGUCA
Messenger RNA from Truncatella angustata, 3632 nucleotides. RefSeq names its product WD repeat domain-containing protein. The record is from RefSeq and is a predicted model, not a curated record. Gene Ontology annotation, cellular component: cytoplasm. The transcript has 5 exons. Gene Ontology annotation, molecular function: protein binding. Bases 281 to 3424 code for a protein of 1047 amino acids. NCBI's taxonomy places the organism in Eukaryota, Fungi, Ascomycota, Sordariomycetes, Amphisphaeriales, Sporocadaceae. Gene Ontology annotation, biological process: positive regulation of TORC1 signaling.